AGAUGGCGGCGGCGGCGGCUCGCUGGGCGCUGCUGGCCCUGGCGCUCGCGCUGUGCGCGGCCGCGGCCGACGAGCCCGAGGGGAAGCGGCGGCCGGCGCCGGCCAAGAAGAAGAAGGACAUUCGGGACUACAACGACGCGGACAUGGCGCGGCUGCUGGAGCAGUGGGAGAAAGAUGAUGACAUUGAAGAGGGGGAUCUUCCUGAACAUAAGAGACCUCCUGCCCCAGUAGAUUUCUCAAAAAUUGACCCAGGCAAGCCUGAAAGUAUUCUGAAGUUGACGAAAAAGGGGAAGACUCUGAUGAUGUUUGUCACGGUGUCGGGAGAACCCACUGAAAAGGAGACAGAGGAAAUCACCAGCUUGUGGCAAGGCAGCCUCUUCAAUGCAAACUACGAUGUACAAAGGUUUAUUGUUGGCCCAAAUCGUGCCAUAUUUAUGCUGCGAGAUGGUGGUUACGCCUGGGAGAUCAAAGACUUCUUGAUAAAUCAAGAAAGGUGUGCGGAUGUUACUCUGGAAGGCCAGGUUUACCCUGGCAAAGGAGCAAAAGAAGGUGAUAAAGUAAAAAAUAAAACAAAACCUGAGAAAGGAAAGAAGAAAAAGGACACGGGCAAGAAUUCUGAAGGCAUCAAAGAGGACAACCGAGCAACCAAACAGAGAGAGGAUCUAUGACAGACACAUGAACCAGACUGAACACUGCUCUGUUGUUGCUGGCAGGGAAGUUAUGCUGCCGUACAAUUCCUGGCUUUAUUGGGGGGAAGGAAGAGAUUACUGAGCUUAAAGACUUCUGUGUUCAAAUAUACCAGUUUACUUAUUAAUGUUGGUCACUUGUUUAGCAACCGCACAGGUACCAGAGUUUGACUACUUUAGUAUUUUUUGUUUGUUUGUUUGUUUUAUGUGUUUAACAUAUKAAUCUGUGCAUCUAACAUUGCAAACCAAGUGGCAAAGAAAGAAUGCAAUGGCAGAAUACCCUGGUGUUCAUCUGGAGUAGCAAUUCUCUGUCCAGAGGACACAAGUUAGUCAUUGAUUUGUGGUUGCUGCUGCGUAGCAGGACACAUUGCUAGAAGAUGCUUUUGUGGGCACCAGUUUUGCAGGAUUCAGGGAGCCAAAUACAGACAAUAGUGUUACUGUGGCCAAAGAUGCCUGAAAUCUUAAGGCUUACAAUUCAUAUGGUUAUACUGCUUGUUUCUUUAAAAUAAACUAAGGACYUUUCUGUUUGCCCCUUCAAAAAUCCAUGCAAGUGCCUAGAAGUGUAGUACAAAUUAGGCAGAGAGUUUCAKCAGUCUACAUCAGUACAGAAUCGGUGCAGAAAGGAGAUUCUCUGCCCAUUAGAAAUGGUACUGUUGAGGUUAAUGGAAUUGCAGAACUAGCAUGAACACUAUCCUGGUGAAAGGAAAGGCAGAGUUGCAGCAUUCAAGCUGCUGCUGCUGUCAAGGAUCUGUGCCUGGGAAGACAAAUAUUGUGUUUCAGUGCCUGGGAAGGCAAAUACUGUGUUGCAGUAUCUGGAAAGUUAAACUUGGAGUUAGGUCACUCACUGAUGUUCAAUAACCAGAUUUCUUUAGUAGAUUCCUCAUUGAAAUAUCGGUUAUAAGUGAUCAUUGAUUUAAAUGCAUUAAAGCUUGAUGUAUGGAAGCAAGUCAAAUUCCUCCUCAACAGACUGUAUAGUCAGGAGGGUCUUAUUUAAAUGGUACUCAAUCAAAUGCAUGGCUUAGAAUUGUUUCCCAUUUCCUCAUUUUUUAAGGACUAAAUGUGCUUAGUUUAUAUGAUCCCUGUCUUCUUCUUCCAGAGGUUGAGUAAGGUAUUGGCUUUCUUCAUAAUAAUAAGACUUUUUUGUUGUUAUUGUCUUCUUGUUAAGGUGCUAAAAUCUAAGUGUUUUGGAUGAAAGUUCUUAACCGUAAUGUUUGGUUGUGUGGAAUACUUCGAUAUCAGAAAUGGGAAACCAAUUUGCKGAGUACUUGUUUCAAAAUAAAAGAUGCCACUGAACCCCAUGUGUUAUUAUUUUGAAGCCUUAAUGAAGCAGUAAUGCUUGAAAAUUGUGUAUCGCCUGUUAAUUUAGUUAAGUGUUUGAGAGAGAGGCUCACCYACCUUUGGAUUCUGUGCUUGGUCGUAAAGACUAAA
Nothoprocta perdicaria is the source of this 2114-nucleotide messenger RNA. It is a transcript of the gene MESD, whose product is annotated as mesoderm development LRP chaperone. Bases 3 to 668 code for a protein of 221 amino acids. The transcript has 3 exons. The record is from RefSeq and is a predicted model, not a curated record. NCBI's taxonomy places the organism in Eukaryota, Metazoa, Chordata, Aves, Tinamiformes, Tinamidae. Gene Ontology annotation, biological process: protein folding. Gene Ontology annotation, molecular function: low-density lipoprotein particle receptor binding.